Bicyclus anynana (squinting bush brown) is the source of this 2141-nucleotide messenger RNA. Its product is annotated as DNA-directed RNA polymerase II subunit RPB1. The record is from RefSeq and is a predicted model, not a curated record. NCBI's taxonomy places the organism in Eukaryota, Metazoa, Arthropoda, Insecta, Lepidoptera, Nymphalidae. The coding region runs from base 81 to 911 and encodes 276 amino acids. The transcript has 4 exons.
CAACAUAUUAUUAACCUCAUUAUAGUUCGGUUCCCGUACGAGAGUGUACUAUAUUACAUUACGUAGUAUAUUACAUUGUAAUGGCUAAGUUACAGCGGAUCAUAAUAUUGCCUCUUCUGCUCUGCAUUGCAGCAAAUCAAGCUCAAGCUUUGGAAUGCUACCAAUGUACAGACUGCGCAAAUGGCUAUGAAGAACAUGUAACAACUUGUAAAGCCCCUGAAACAUCGACUGCUGCUGCCCCAACAACUACAACAACCAAGAAGCCCGAGCAGACCCCGCCUAAGCCCGAUCAGAUCCCGCCGGAGCCCGAUCAGACCCCGCUGAAGCCCGACCAGACUCCACUGAAGCCCGAUCAAACCCCACCGAAUCCCGAUCAGACCCCGCCGAAGCCCGAUCAGACCCUGCUGAAGCCGGAUCAGACCCCUCCGAAGCCCGAUCAGACUUUACAGAAGCCUAAUCAGACCCCGCCGAAUCCCGAUCAGACCCUGCUGAAGCCCGAUCAGACCCCACCGAAGCCUAAUCAGACCCCGCCGAAUCCCAACCAGACCCCGCCGAAGCCCGAUCAGACCCCACCGAACCCUAAUCAGACCCCGCCGAAUCCCGAUCAGACCCCGCCGAAUCCCGAUCAGACCCCGCCGAAACCCAAUCAGCAAGUUCGAAGACGAAGGGAAGUCCAACAGUCAGCUAUGGUCCAAAAGUGUGCUAUAUUGGUGUAUAAAGAUGGUGAUGUGGAAAAAAUCAAUCGAGGCUGUUCCUUUGAAACAGAUACUGAAAUAUGUAAUGGUAUAGGCGCUAAAAAUGUUACAAAAGUUGAGUGCGUCCAAUGCGAGGGUGAUAAAUGUAACUCCGCAACCAAAUUGGCCGUAGCAUCACUACCCCUUGUAAUUGGCUUAUCGUUAAUAUUUAAGUAAUAAUGAAUAAGAUUUUAAUGUACAAUUUAAUUUAAGUAGGCAUAAUUUUGUGAUACAAUAUUAAGUGUUAAUACAACGGAAUCAUCAUCAAUGUCAUUCAAUCUAAGUGGCCCAUUGUGCAGUGGGUCGUGUGACCCACUGCUUAGUAUGUAUAUAAAGGGAAUGAUGACUAGAUUUCAAUAUAUUGAUUUUCAUGAUACAUUCGGGUAAAUAACAUUGACCUAUGUUAACUAAUUUAUACAUCAAAAGUAAAGAUUGUCUGGAUACUUUCAAAAUAAACAAGAUCAUAAAAUUUCAAAAUCUAUUAAAAACAUUUUAUCGUAAUUAGAUGAAAAUUCAUACAGUUUUAGCUUCCUUACAUUAAAUGUGACAUUUUUCAAUAAAUGAACUAUAGACAUAAACGCACAAAUAACAAAGGUAUUAGUAAUUUUGUUUGAACGCCCAUACAAAUCUAACGACCAUUAUGUCUUACGACGUCAUUAAUUCGUACCACUUUGUAUGAGGCGUUUUUCAGGAAUCCGUGGCAUUGCCGCAAGUCUAACCCUUUAAAUCCCUGUCUCUCCGAAAGUAAUGAUCGCAGAUACCCUGUUACUUUUACAAAAUGGCUGUACUAUUAGCAUAUUCUUAAUUUAUAUACAAUUUAAAAUACUGUCAUCAUCCUUAAUGGAGCACUAAACGAAAGAGGUUGCGCGACGCGUUCUCGCGAAAGAUGAAAAAAAAAACGAACCUACAAAUUAAAUACCUACGAAAAGUUUAAUAAGUGGAGAAAAGAACGACGACGAAACGAGUUGAUUCACUUACGGUAGAAGUUUUUUAUACUAAUAACUCCUACGUUUACCUCACUUACUGAUUAUUCAUCUUCACAGCAGUCGGAAAUUAAGUUACUGGGUAAAAGCAUCUCUCUUAACAUAAAUUUUUCCAAGUUCGUACAUUUAACUUUUGAUUAAAAUAAAACAUUGAAUUACCAAUAUAGUAAUUUUUUUAUUUUCUCGCAUUUGUAGUGAAAAGUAUAGUGUAACACGCGGGGCUAAACCCAUUAUAAACUUGGUUUAUAUUUAGCGUAAAAAUACCUCGUAUAUAAUGGGUCGUUUUAGCCCCUUGUAUAACAAUCUACUAUUUAUGUAUAAUUCAAUGUAUGAUUGUGUUUCAAUGUAUAUGUCGACACAGUUUUCUGUUGUCUUGUAUUUAAUUAUAUUACUCUGUUUGUGAAAUAAAGUAUUAUAAAUACAA